AGCAGUGAACAGGGAGCAGGGCGACAGCGGACGAGGAUAGACGCAUCUGGCCGAAGAUCUGAAGACACGAGCCCAACGUUGACAGUUCCACCGCGGGCACCCGGCCAGUGGCCCCCCCAGAGAGAGCGGGAGAACCGUGGGACUUCACCUCAGCCCCUUUCACCGCGCUCCUCUCUCUCCCCCACCGCCGCCACCGCCCACGGUGAAGAUGAACUACCUGCGCCGCCGCCUGUCGGACAGCAGCUUCGUGGCCAACCUGCCCAACGGCUACAUGAUGGACCUGCAGAGGCCGGACGCCUCCACCAGCUCGCCCGUCUCGCCAGCCGCCGAGCGCCGCCACCCGCCCACGGGCACCACCAUCCUCGCCUCCCUCUCCAACGCCGUCAAGCAGACCACCGCCGCCGCUGCCGGCCUCGUGGAGCACACGGCGGCACCGCCAACGCUCGCCACAAGCACGCCUGCCGUCCGCAAACCAAAGAUCCUGCUGGUGGUCGAUGACCCGCACACCGACUGGUCCAAAUACUUCCGUGGAAAGAAGGUCUUGGAAGAAUAUGAGAUCCGUCUGGAGCAGGCAGAGUUCUCCGAGUUAAACCUGGCCGCCUACGUGAAUGGAGGGUGUAUGAUUGACAUGCAACUUCUACGCAACGGGACCAAGGUGGUCAGGUCCUUUCGCCCGGACUUUGUGGUGAUCAGGCAACACGCCUACAACAUGGCGCACGGCGAGGACUACCGCAACCUGGUCAUCGGCCUGCAAUACGGCCGAGUGCCGGCCCUCAACUCCCUGCAGUCCGUCUACAACCUCUGCAACAAGCCCUGGAUGUUUUCCCAACUGAUAAAGAUCUCGCACGUCCUCAGCCCGGAGAAGUUCCCGCUUAUCGACCAGACUUUCUUCCCCAAUCACAAAGAGAUGCUGACGAUCCCCAAGUUCCCGGUGGUUGUCAAGAUGGGGCACGCUCAUGCCGGCAUGGGAAAGGUGAAGGUUGAAAACCAUUACGACUUCCAGGACAUUGCCAGCGUGGUGGCUCUUGCCAAAACAUACGCAACGACCGAGCCCUUCAUUGACUCCAAGUACGACAUCAGGAUCCAGAAGAUCGGCAGCAAUUACAAAGCCUACAUGAGGACUUCGAUUUCAGGAAACUGGAAGGCAAACACUGGCUCGGCAAUGUUGGAGCAGGUGGCCAUGACGGAACGCUACCGGACGUGGGUGGAUGCCUGUGCGGAGAUGUUCGGCGGCCUGGACAUCUGCGCGGUGAAGGCGGUCCACGGCAAAGACGGCAAGGAUUACAUCAUUGAGGUGAUGGACAGCGCCAUGCCUCUCAUUGGGGAAUACAUUGAGGAGGACAGACAACUCAUAGCGGAGUUGGUCAUUGGGAAAAUGAACCAGGUCCUCUCUGAGAACGCUGACGUAUCUCAGCAACAAGCUGGGAUGACACUGAACAAGGUCCAGCCUCCAUCAUCAAAAACCCCGACUCAAACAGGGACCAAUGCCCAGUGGGGCCAGACAACACAAGCCCGUCCUGUACCUCAAGGGAGCUCUCGGCAGCAGCCGAGUCCACAAAUGCAGCGAUCCAACACGGCACCCCAGAGGAGGUCCUCACCGCCAGGGCAGCAGAGCCAGGCUCCGCUCACGGGCCCCGGGCAGCAGGACAAGUCGCCAGGGUCGGGUUCAGCUUCCCCCAAGCAGAUCAAGUCAGCCGGUGCAUCGCCCAACCAGGCACCCAAGCUGGGAGGAGCCUUCUCUGGCCUGCAGGGCAAGCUCCCCGCCCUGCCCGGGGCCCCGCAGCCACAUAGUACACCGUCCCAGCCCCAGCUCAACAAAUCCCAAUCUUUGACGAACAGCUUCAGCGUUUCCGAGCCCGCCCAGCACGCCGUCUCCAACGAAGACGAGGCGAAAGCAGAGACAAUCCGAAACCUGAGGAAAUCCUUCGCCAGCCUCUUCUCCGAUUAACUCUUCGCCACGACGUUUCAAUUUCCCAGUCGGCGGAAGGGGAUGCGUGGAGGUGCGGCCGGCUGCCAAAACCGCAGCGUGGGUUUAACGGGAAUGUGGCGGUGGGGAGAGGCGGGAGGAGUGGGAAUGCUAACGGCCUUGCAUGGAUGGCAAGGGGCUGUGUGCUUUGAGGGAUAGUUUCCCCAGCUGGGGAGGGGGACAGAGAUGCUGGCAAGUUGGGGUGCGUGCAGGUGUAACUGUGUGUGUGGUGUGAAUAAUGUGCACUUUAUCUCCCGCUGCAGAUGUUGAAUGUCAAACGGAAUGCUGUCACCAACCAGAGAAUCACUAUUUAUUUGGGUUUUUUUAAGAAAAGUCUUGUUUAGUUUACCGAGGUACAGCGAAAAGCUUUUUGUUGAACGCAGAAUGUAUGCAAGAAAGCGUACAAGAAAGUGAAAUGUAUACAAGACUGCCUGACAAUAAGUUCCUUUGGGAUAGUGGGCCACCCGUCCACUUAAAUCACUGUCUUCCCCUCAAACAUUUUAAUCCCAUGCAGAAUUUGAAAUCUCCUCUUGAAGCACGACUCUUAUUUCUCUCCAGAAUUAGGUCAUAUUCAGUAUCAUUUAUUUCACUGCUUACGUUGCUUGGUAACUUUGCUCCGCGUACAAUAGAUUUAAAGUGGUGAUCGGUCAACAAGUCUAGUUUGUCGAGUCUUGGGAGAGAGAUACAGCUCGGAAACAGGCCCUUUGGCCCAUCGAGUCCAUCCCGAUCCACAACACCAAUUCCACAUGAAUCCCGUUUUUUAGGAAUUCUCUCUGCAUUGCGAUAGACGCAUACACUUGUUGCAAUAUAUCUGAGUGUGUUCGUGAAGUUUCGUAUUAGCCUGAAACAAUUGUUGGCGUUUGGCUGACAUACAGGUGUCAGAGGUUACGGGGAGACGGCAGGAGAAUGUGGUUAGGAAGGAGAGAUAGAUCAGCCACGAUUGAACGGCGGAGUAGUUGGACUCGAUGGGCCGAAUGGCCUAAUUCUGCUCCUAUAGAAACAUAGAAAAUAGGUGCAGGAGGAGGCCAUUCAGCCCUUCGAGCCAAGACCGCCAUUCAUUGUGAUCAUGGCUGAUUGUUCCCUAUCAAUAACCCGUGCCUGCCUUCUCCCCAUAUCCCUUGAUUCCACGACCUCUCUCUUAAAUCCAUCCAGUGACUUGGCCUCCACUGCCCUCUGUGGUGGGGAAUUCCAUAAAUUCACAACUCUCUGGGUGAAAAAGUUUUUUCUCACCUCAGUCUUAAAUGGCCUCCCCUUUAUUCUAAGACUGUGGCCCUUGGUUCUGGACUCACCCCACAUUGGGAAAAAUUUGCCUGCAUCUAGCUUGUCCAGUCCUUUUAUAAUUGUAUAUGUUUCUAUAAGAUCUCUCCUCAUCCUUCUAAACUCCAGUAUUUUCAAUCUUUCCUCACAUGACAGUCCCACCAUCCCAGGGAUCAAUCUCGUGAACCUAUCACUUAUGAACAUGCCUAGUUUGCAGACGAAUAGGCAUCAAGAUUCACGUGUCACCUAAAUAGUCACACAGCACAGAGACAAGCCUAGUGUCCAUGCUGAACAAGAUGCCCCAUCUACACUAGUCCUAUUUGCCUGCAUUUGGCCCAUAUCCCUCUAAACCUUUCCUUUCCAUGUCGCUGUUCAAGUGUCUUUUAAAUCGUUACAGUUCCUGCUUCAACUACCUCCUCCGGCAGCUCGUAUACCCACCUCCCUCUGUGUGAAAAAGUUGCUCCUCAGGUUCCAUAGACAAUAGACAAUAGGUGCAGGAGUAGGCCAUUCGGCCCUCCUAGCCAGCACCCCCAUUCACUGUGAUUAUGGCUGAUCCUCCACAUCCAGUAUCCUGUUCCUGCCUUCUCACCAUAUCUCCUGACUCCGCUAUCUUUAAGCGCUCUAUCUAACUCUCUCUUGAAAGCAUCCAGUGAAUCAGCCUCCACUGCCUGGGUAAACUCCACUGCCUCACAACUCUCUGGGUAAAAAAGGUUUUUCCCCCAUCUCUGUUCUAAACGGCCUACCCCUUUAUUCUUAAAUCUUUUAAUCUUAAAUCUUAUUCUUAAAUCUUUAAAUCUUAAACUUCUUUUCCCUCUCUCCUUAAACCUACGUCCUCUGGUUCUUGAUUUCCCCUACCUUAGGCAAAAGACUAUCAACCUCGUCUACUCCCCUCAUGGUUUCAUACACCACGACACGAUCAUCCCUCAGCCUCCUGCAUGCGAGGCAUUAAAGUCUGAGCCCACCCAACCUCUCCCUGUAGCACAGGCAACGAUUCCUGGCAACAGCUUCAUAAUUCUUCCCUGUGCUCCUUCCAGCUUAAAGGACAGAAACACGAUCUUCAAACGAUGUAUAAUUACCAUAUAACCAUAUAACAAUUACAGCACGGAAACAGGCCAUCUCGGCCCUACAAGUCCAGGCCGAACAAAUUUUGUUCCCCUUAGUCCCACCUGCCUGCACUCGUACCAUAACCCUCCAUUCCCUUCUCAUCCAUAUGCCUAUCCAAUUUAUUUUUAAAUGAUACCAAUGAACCUGCCUCCACCACUUCCACUGGGAGCUCAUUCCACACCGCCACCACUCUCUGCGUAAAGAAGUUCCCCCUCAUAUUACCCCUAAACUUC
Leucoraja erinaceus (little skate) is the source of this 4560-nucleotide messenger RNA. RefSeq names its product synapsin-3-like. The coding region runs from base 209 to 1948 and encodes 579 amino acids. Gene Ontology annotation, cellular component: synaptic vesicle membrane; synaptic vesicle. Lineage: Eukaryota; Metazoa; Chordata; Chondrichthyes; Rajiformes; Rajidae. Gene Ontology annotation, biological process: neurotransmitter secretion. The record is from RefSeq and is a predicted model, not a curated record. The transcript is spliced from 14 exons. Gene Ontology annotation, molecular function: ATP binding.